UUUCUCACUAACCAUUCAUGGACCAUCUUCUUUAGUUCUUUGCAUCUUGAUGGCUUCUACAUAUACCCUCUAACCAACCUUAAACAUUAAACCUCAUUCGUACGACACAUAAAAUGUUUGGAUCUUUGUCAGAAGAAGUUGAAGUGAAGGUGUCAGCAGACAAAGCCUGGCAACUGUACGGUACGAUCAAACUUGGAGAAAUCGCCGCUAAACACACCCUUGAGCACAUCGACGUCAUUGAAGGCGAUGGUGGUGUUGGUACCAUCAUCAAGGUCACUUUCAAACCAGGGUCUCGGGUUUCAUAUUGCAAGGAAAAGUUCACGAUGAUCGACAAUGAUAAAAUGGUGAGAGAAGUGGAGAUCAUAGAAGGAGGAUAUCUAGAUUUUGGAUUUACGCUUUAUCGAAUUCGCAUUGAGGUGAAGGACAACCCGAACGAUGAAACGGGUUCAUCGUGUGUUGUGAAAAUGACAAUCGAGUACGAAGUUAAGGAAGAGGCUGCUGAUAACACAUCACUUGCCACCAUCGAGCCGUUUGUUGUUCUUAUGAAGUUCGCGAAUGAACAUCUCUUAAGUUCUACUUGAGUCAAAACAAUGUUUUAUUUAUCUAGUGUUAUUGAAGAAACACGGAACUAAUCUGGUGAUUAGUUUAGGAUUGUGGCUUGACAAAUAAGGUUAAUCUUCUUCGUCUCG
This is a messenger RNA of Helianthus annuus (common sunflower), 689 nucleotides long. Its product is annotated as S-norcoclaurine synthase 2. The transcript is spliced from 2 exons. Gene Ontology annotation, biological process: abscisic acid-activated signaling pathway; defense response. Bases 114 to 581 code for a protein of 155 amino acids. NCBI's taxonomy places the organism in Eukaryota, Viridiplantae, Streptophyta, Magnoliopsida, Asterales, Asteraceae. Gene Ontology annotation, cellular component: cytoplasm; nucleus. The record is from RefSeq and is a predicted model, not a curated record. Gene Ontology annotation, molecular function: signaling receptor activity; abscisic acid binding; protein phosphatase inhibitor activity.